UUAUUUAUUCUACUACAUGCAGUCUUUGGAGAGGGAAUUGCAAGAAAUAAAAACAACAAAUACAUGUCACACAAAUGAAAAUUAUCAGGAGAAAAUCGACGAACUUAAGGCCAACCAGAUAACAUUGAAGCACAUAAAUUCGGAGCAAGUUGACAAAAUUUGUUGCCUAGAAAAACAGCUUGAAGAUGCUUGUAAUGAAAUAGCAUCCGUGAAAGCACAAUUGGCAGUUUUCCAAGAAAAAGUAACAUGCAUAGAAAGCGAAAAUAAAAAAUUAAAAGAAACUAUAUUUGAGCUACAAAUAUUGCUUGAUGACCACAUGUUAAAAGUAGCAGACCUGCAGUCAAAAUCAAGCGAAUUAGAAGCGUGUCGAGCAGCAUUUUCUAUCGAACAAUCUACUAACAAGGAGUAUGCCUUCACAAUUGAAAGGCUUAACAAACUAGCUGACGGACAUUCAAAGGACAUUGAAAUACUUCGUCAAAACGAAUCAGAGCUUUUGGCGCUCAAUGAAAAACUUAGUUUUUCCAACGUUAUUCUACAAAAUGAGAUUUCACUGUAUCAAUCGAAAUCCUUGGCGAUAGCUAUCGAAAAUGAUUCUGUAAAAAAGUCUCAGGUAGAAUACGAAGGCAAUGUUCAAAGACUAGUUGACAAAAUAAAUUUGGAUAGAAAAAAUCUCGCUGAGGAGCGUUUGACUGUGGCUACUCAUGUAACAGAAAAAAACAGAGAAUGCGAAAUGCUCAAAAAGCAACUUGAACAAGCACUUGGAGAUUUGGAUGCUGUCAGGAAGAAAAACUCAUUAAUUGUUAAGGAUCUUCAGAGAGAAAUAUCCACGCUCAAAAAAAAAUUUAAAACGGAAGCUGACAGUUCUGAAAUUGAAAGAUCACCAUCUAAAGAUAACCUUGAGCCGAUCUAUGAUUCACAGACAGAACAGGAAAAGCAAUGUUUUGAAGCGUUUGCGAAACCCCUGACACACAAUUCUCCUCACUGGAAAUUUAUGGAGAAGAUGAAAAGGAGGCUGAAGUCCUUGCGUUUCGUGCACCGAGACUGCGCUUCGUUGGCGAAAGUAUGUUGUAAAUGAUACUAUUUGUAAACA
Molecule: messenger RNA, 1090 nt
Organism: Culex quinquefasciatus (southern house mosquito)
Lineage: Eukaryota; Metazoa; Arthropoda; Insecta; Diptera; Culicidae
Product: coiled-coil domain-containing protein 186-like
Exons: 6
Coding region: 17-1075 (352 amino acids)
Biological process (GO): vesicle cytoskeletal trafficking
Cellular component (GO): trans-Golgi network
Molecular function (GO): small GTPase binding
Source: RefSeq, a predicted model, not a curated record